Seminavis robusta is the source of this 2490-nucleotide messenger RNA. Lineage: Eukaryota; Bacillariophyta; Bacillariophyceae; Naviculales; Naviculaceae. The record is from the annotation of a GenBank genome assembly.
AUGGACGAACUGAAUCGAAAUGAAGCAACUCGAAGAAUGCAGCAAGUCCCCUCUAGAAAUCAAACGACGCAAGUUCAUAGUAUCACGGUGGGCUCUGAAUCUUCUGCUUCUUCGGAAGAAGAGCCCCGUCCGCAAGCUGUAGCCACCCAACCAGAGUUCCUAUCUUCUUCUUCGUCUUCCUCUUCAGAUGACACGGAUGCUUCUGAGUCCCUUCCCUUACAGUCUGGUGGUGGAACCAUGGCCUUACUAGAGGUUCAAGAUAUAGACGGAGCUAGUAGGGAUGGUGAUUCGUCUGCAGAAUCAGACAGUGGCUGGUCGGAUACAAGCGGGAACUCUGAUGAUCCUUUCUGUCUUAAAGAUCAGGGCUGGGGUAUUGGGGAGGAAGGGCGCCAUUACAUUCAAGAUACUGAAUAUAUGAAUGAAAAGGUGGAUUCUGACAUCAAAACAGAUAUAAUAGAAAAGAUUAUUCAGACACGGCGACGGUCUUUGACAGACCUGCAUGGUAUGGACGAGACAAGAGUUGAAGAAAAGGUUAAAGAGACUGGGGUCGGGAAGGCCAUAACGGAAAAUGAUUUAUGCGAUUUCGAAGAACUUCCCCCUCAGGAUGCACCCCUGCCACCGCCCCCUCCGCCGCCAAGGUCUCCAAUUCAACCAAGUCCCAAGUCCGUACUGAGUUUCAAGGACUUCAGUCCAAAGCAACCUAAGCGCCGCUAUGAAAGUGACGACGAAUGCAGUGUCGAGGAUUCUUCCGAAGAGGACGGCGACAAGCCUGUAGAGGUGCUGCACGUUGGAGGCUCGAUGCGACCUCUGAAUCGCCCACCUCCACCACCACUGAUUGUCGAGACCAAAUCUGAAGAACCCAGCCUCUUCGGUGCUGCCAAUAUUCGAGAUCCAGACUUCAGCUUUCGUGACGAAGGUGAUGGAAACCAUAGUGAUGUUGGAAAAGACAUGCCAGACUUGGAGGAUGCUCUACGGAGCAACCUUGUGACGACGAAAGCUACUGAUAAUACUGCAAACGGCCAGCCUCCACGGACAAGCAUGAAACUGGGGCUUGCUUUCCCCUUUUGUGUCUGCUUGAUUCUUGGUAUAGCUCUGGGUCUUCUCGUUGGAUUUCACAUGCAACCCGCUACAAGCCCGGGGUUUGAACACACCGUGUCGCCAACCUCCAGUUCCGACGCCAAUCGACCGAUGCCAACUUUGCAGCCAACGACGAUGCCUACCGGUGUACCCUACACGCCUGUACUGGAUGUCUUGUCUGCUGUUUCUUCCGACAAUGGGGCCGCCAUUCGGCAGUUCGGAUCGCCUCAACAGCAAGCUUAUCUGUGGCUACUGCAACAGAUCAACCCCGGAGAAGAUCUGAAGCAGCGAAACGGCGAGUCCAGGGCGUCUAGUAGAACAGCACCAGUUGACAUUGCAAAGAUCAAUGUCAAUCUUCGGAGAAUCAUCCAGCGGUAUGCUCUGGCGACCUUCUUCUUCAGCACAGGUGGGCCCUCUUCUUGGCGUGAAACGGGCCAAUGGAUGAAUGCUUCGCUCGACGAAUGCUUGUGGGCAGGCGACCUCAAUAUCGAAGUGGGGGAGACGAAUACCAGCACCAGCGACUAUCAUUCUACGAUUCCGGCGUCGUUUACGUCAUUGGUCUGUGAUAUUGAAGAUUCUGAUGGCUAUGUGUGGCUGUCGUCCCUACACUUUCAUGACAACUACUUGAGCGGGGAGCUGCCGCCGGAGCUUGGUCUGCUCAGCGACCUACGGAUUCUCGUCAUCAAACAAGGGCCCAUUGCGUCUUCAACCGAUUAUCGUCAACAUAGCAAUGCAACACGAAAACUAGGCAGUGCUCUUCCCUCUGAGAUUGGUUUAUUGACGCAACUAGAAUCUCUCAUCUUGAACGGUCACGACUUUGGACUGAUUCUGCCUUCGGAGAUGCAUCGUCUGCGGUCAUUGCACAUCUUGGACUUGAAGGACAAUCAAUUGAUGGGACAAAGUCCAACAUUCAUUGAAUCCAUGGACCAGCUGCGACGAUUGGAUCUUGGUCGCAAUUUGCUAGAGGGAAGCAUGCCUUUGGAGUGGGGACAUCUGUCGAGGCUGGAAUGGCUUCACCUGGAGCAAAACAGAUUCGUCGGUGAGCUCCCAACGAGCUUGGGAUUGCUGUCCAAUCUUACAAGCUUUCAUGUCCAUGGUAACCACCUGAAUGGCAGCAUUCCAGACGAGUUUGAACAGUGGGCGGCAAUGCAAAGCUUUCAAAUACACGGAAACGACUUCUCUGGCUCUGUCCCGGAAGGUCUUUGCAAUGCGUUGGAGAGGCAUCGUCAGAUCUCUCCGUGGAUGGUCACAUCGACGGCAGACUGUCCUCUCGAGAUUUCUUGUUCCUGUUGUCAGGUUUGCUGCACCGAUGGCGAAGGUUGCAACGUCAACAAUGAUCUCAUGAAUGCCUCGGUUUAUGACGACAUUGGAUCGUUCUUGUUUCGAGAAUCGAUGGGAGAUCCGAAUCCAUAG